UGCCUGCGACACUUGAAGGUGGUGAGAUGGCCCAAGUGGUUAGAGCGCGGAUUUACUGACCGGAAGGUCCGUGGUUCGAAUCCGACUUUUGCUUCUCGACUUCCCCUGUCUAGGCUUGGGCAACCUGACAGUAUCCCAACCCUCGUGCAACCUUCGGGUGGCAUGGCAGGGGGCGAGUUUACUGAUCGGAAGGUUCGUGGUUCGAACCCGACCUCUGACUCUCGACAUCCUCGGCUAGGCUUGGGAAACCUGGCAGUAUUCCAGCCCUCGUGCUCCCUUCGUAUAGCAUGGCAGCUAGGCACCGGGUAUUACAGC
This is a messenger RNA of Opisthorchis viverrini, 315 nucleotides long. RefSeq lists its product as hypothetical. The annotation marks the transcript as partial. The transcript has 2 exons. Lineage: Eukaryota; Metazoa; Platyhelminthes; Trematoda; Opisthorchiida; Opisthorchiidae. The record is from RefSeq and is a predicted model, not a curated record.